Moesziomyces antarcticus is the source of this 585-nucleotide messenger RNA. RefSeq names its product nuclear movement protein nudC. The transcript has 2 exons. Gene Ontology annotation, biological process: protein folding. The record is from RefSeq and is a predicted model, not a curated record. Gene Ontology annotation, cellular component: cytoplasm. NCBI's taxonomy places the organism in Eukaryota, Fungi, Basidiomycota, Ustilaginomycetes, Ustilaginales, Ustilaginaceae. Bases 1 to 585 code for a protein of 194 amino acids.
AUGGCUCCUGAAGAGUACGAGGCGCUUUCUCCCGAGCAGCAGAAGCAGCACGAUGCUGCCGAGCGUGCGCGCGAAGCUGCCGAGCAGGCCGAACUCCCCUACACCUGGAAGCAGCAGCUGGACGCUGUCGAAGUCUCGGUUCCCGUCCCCUCGGGCACCAAGGGCCGCGACCUCGUGGUCGAGCUCAAGAAGCGCAAGAUCAAGGUCGCCCUCAAGGGCAAGGACGCCAUCCUCGAGGGCGAGCUCGCCAAAGACAUCAAGGAGGACGACAGCACCUGGACCAUCGAGGACGGCAACCUCGUCGAGAUCCACCUCGAAAAGAUGAACAAGAACGAAUGGUGGCCCAACGUCGUCUCCCACCACCCCAGGAUCGACACCACAAAAAUCGUGCCCGAAAACUCGAAACUCAGCGACCUCGACCCCGAGACAAGAGCCAUGGUGGAAAAGAUGAUGUUCGACAACCGCCAAAAGGCCAUGAACAGGCCCACCUCGGAUCAGCUCCAGCAGCAGGAGAUGCUCGCAAAGCUUGCCGCCGCCAACCCCAACAUCGACUUUUCCAACGCCAAGUUCAACGCCUCCUCCUGA